Molecule: messenger RNA, 4063 nt
Organism: Pelobates fuscus (common spadefoot toad)
Lineage: Eukaryota; Metazoa; Chordata; Amphibia; Anura; Pelobatidae
Product: probable cation-transporting ATPase 13A4
Exons: 30
Coding region: 153-3737 (1194 amino acids)
Biological process (GO): intracellular calcium ion homeostasis; polyamine transmembrane transport
Cellular component (GO): late endosome membrane
Molecular function (GO): ATP hydrolysis activity; polyamine transmembrane transporter activity; ATPase-coupled monoatomic cation transmembrane transporter activity
Source: RefSeq, a predicted model, not a curated record
AACAGCAGAGAUAUGAUUUUAGGAUUCCUUAGGGAGCUGUACACCUGGCAUUGAAGUGAGCUAGCAUUAUUGAACUAUCUUGCAAACAGGGUUACUACACACACUGUGUCACAGCUUUCUGAAGUCAGUAUUUACAUGUGUAUGCGAGAUUAAUGGGUGAACAAUAUAAAGAGGGACACCAUGCCUUACUCAAUCAAGGAGAGGAAAAUGAGAUGGACAUAUUCGGAUAUAAGAAACAUCUUUGCCGACAAAUAUUGUGCAUUCUCGGUUAUAUCUUCUCUCUUGGGUUCCUCUGGCUUUUAUUCUACUGGAAGCCAGAGUGGUAUGUGUAUGCGAACUGUAUUCCAUGUUCCCUCCAAGAAGCCAAUAUUGUUCUACUUACAUCUACGGAUCAAUUCAAAGAACAAAACUGGAAAAAGGUCCAGAGCAUCCAGUUAUCGGAGAAGAACUACAGAUCUUACAGUGCCAACACAAAGGAUGCAGGUUCUGUCUUUAACAGAGCUGUGAUCAAUGAUCAGCUUCACGUUCGAUACAUACAAGUACAGAAAAUCCGCUACAUAUGGGAUGACUGCGAGAAACAGUUUACAAAAUCUGGAGUGUUAGAAGAUAGCUACACAUGUGCAGCUGUACAUGAUAAAUUUGGGUAUGGUUUUAUGCAAGAAGAGCAGGAAUUUCGGAGACAUGUAUGUGGACCUAAUAUCAUUGAUGUUGGAAUUCCUCCAAUAUGGAAAUUACUUGUUAAAGAGGUUUUAAAUCCCUUUUAUGUGUUCCAGCUCUUCAGUGUGUGUCUUUGGUUUGCAGAAGAAUACAAUGAAUAUGCGGGGGCAAUUAUACUCAUGUCUUUAGUUUGCAUAGCUUUAUCUGUGUACACGUUAAGAAAGCAAUCCGUUAAACUGCACAGACUAGUUGAAUCACACAAUAACAUCAUGGUUUCUGUGUAUGGAAAACAAACAGGAGUUUAUGAAGAACAGUCUCGUAAUUUGGCUCCUGGAGAUGUCCUAGUUAUCAAAAGAAACUCUAUCUUACCUUGUGAUGCAUUGCUUAUUAGUGGAGGAUGCAUUGUGAAUGAAAGCAUGCUUACAGGAGAAAGUAUUCCAGUAACAAAGACUCCUUUGCCUAAUACGGAUGAUACACAGCCAUGGAAAGUUCACAGUGUGCAUGAUUACAAAAGACACAUUCUCUUUUGUGGAACAGAAGUCAUCCAAUCCAAAGGUUCUGAUCUAAACCCAGUGAAAGCCGUUGUGAUGAAAACAGGUUUUAAUACAGCCAAAGGGGAUUUGGUGCGAUCUAUUCUUUAUCCCAAACCAGUAAACUACAAGCUGUUCAGAGAUGCUUUAAUAUUCCUUUGUUGUCUUAUUGGACUGUCCCUCAUUGGAAUGAUCUAUGCAGUGUGCAUAUUUUCUCUAAAAGGGACUGAAGCUGGAGAAGUAGUGAAAAAGGCUCUGGAUGUCAUCACCAUUGCUGUUCCUCCUGCACUCCCUGCUGCUCUCACUGCAGGAAUCAUCUAUGCCCAGAAAAGGCUUGAGAAAACUGGAAUAUUCUGCAUCAGCCCUCAAAGAAUCAACCUCUGUGGGACACUCAACCUGUUCUGCUUUGAUAAGACGGGAACUUUGACAGAAGAUGGAAUGGAUCUUUGGGGAGUAGUCCCUUCCAAAGGAUAUCAGUUUCAGGAUUUAAUCCAUUUAGCAGAAGACACUCCACUGCCUUGGGGACAUCUGUUUGGAGCCCUGGCCUCCUGCCAUUCGCUGAUUACCCUGGAUGGCAAAGUGCAAGGAGAUCCACUGGAUGCGAAAAUGUUUGAAUGCACUGGUUGGGUGAUCGAAGAUCUUGAGGAAGAAUCUACCCAAUCAGUGACUCUAAAACCUGGUCCUAAUGAAUGCAACGUCCAUGCGGAAGGCAUUGCUGUUUUGCAGCAGUUCCCAUUCUCAUCUGGAUUACAACGCAUGUCCGUUAUCACCCAAGUUCUUAAUGAGGUUGGCUAUUCAGUAUACAUGAAAGGAGCUCCUGAGAUGGUGGCUUCAUUUUGCAAGAAAGAUACAGUUCCAAGUAACUUUUCAGAUGAGUUAGAACUUUACACGAAGCAGGGGUUCCGAGUCAUUGGAUUGGCUUAUAAAACACUGGAAGACCAAGAACAUUUUAAUGUAUCUGCUUUAAAAAGGGAGGAAGCAGAGUGCAACCUUAAUUUUCUCGGACUAUUGGUGCUGGAGAAUCGACUAAAGUUAGAAACUAAACCAGUAUUAAGGGAGCUUGCGAGCGCCAACAUAAGGACGGUCAUGAUAACAGGAGAUAAUCUCCAGACAGCUGUUACUGUUGCUAAAAACUGUAGAAUGAUCGCUGAAGGAAGCAGUGUUAUUCUGAUUGACGCAAAGGAACCCAAUGGAUCCAACCUGCAAUCUGUCACAUGGACCCUGGUACAAGGUAGCAAGACAAAAGUUUCUGAGUUAAAGGAAAUUUGCCUGAACAUUGAAGAUGCGCCGAUAAGUUACAAUGAUAAGCCUCAAUACCAUUUUGCCAUGACUGGUAGCUCUUACCAAGUUCUAUCUCACUAUUAUAAAAAUCUCCUUGAGAAGAUAUUGAUAAAUGGAACUAUUUUUGCUCGAAUGUCUCCAGGGGAUAAAUCAAGUCUUGUAGAGGAAUUUCAAAAAUUAGGAUAUUAUGUGGGCAUGUGCGGUGAUGGUGCCAAUGACUGUGGAGCUUUGAAAAUGGCUCAUGUUGGAAUUUCAUUAUCAGAACAAGAGGCCUCUGUAGCAUCACCGUUUACAUCACAAACACCAAAUAUAGAAUGUGUUCCAAAGCUCUUAAAAGAAGGAAGAGCUGCACUUGUUACCUCUUUCUGCGUUUUCAAAUACAUGGCGCUAUACAGUAUGAUACAGUAUGUUGGUGUACUGCUACUUUAUUGGCAAUUAAACACUUACUCCAAUUAUCAGUUCCUUUUUCAAGAUUUGGCCAUAACCACCGUAAUCAGUGUGACCAUGAGUCUUAACCAUGCAUAUCCAAAACUGGCCCCUUACAGACCACCAGCUCAGCUUAUCUCACCACCACUUCUUUUGUCUGUGAUUCUGAAUAUCAUCUUGAGCAUGGCUUUGCAAAUAUGUGGCUUUCUCAUUGUCCAAGAUCAGGUCUGGUACAGCAGCAUUCCCAUAAUCAGGGUCUGUACUCAUCUUGAUAGCAGUGGCCUAAACAAUGUAACCGAUUCAGGCAGUACAUCAAACUCAACAGCGGGGCCAAGUUCAUUCCAGACUUAUGAAGACACCACUGUAUGGCUUCUGGGUACUUUUAACUGUCUGAUUGUAGCAUUUAUGGUCUCUAAAGGAAAACCAUUCCGACAGCCUAUCUAUACCAACUAUAUUUUUGUGAUUGUUAUUUUGUUCCAAAUGGCAGUUUGUCUUUUCCUUCUUUUUGCUGAUAUUGAGAACUUGUACACUGCUAUGGAACUUGUGUGCACUCCUAUACUGUGGCGAGGUGCUAUCAUAAUAAUACUGCUGAUUGCAUUUGUGAUUUCAUACAUUACAGAGGAAACAAUAAUUGAAAAUCGAGCACUUUGGAAUAUGCUAAAACGGCUAUUUCGAUAUCAAUCAAAGAGCCCAUACAAGAAGCUACAACGCCUGUUAGCCACAGAAGAAGAUUGGCCUCCAGUCAACAGAAAAGACCACUCUCUACCCACUAACUUUGUACAAAACAGUAAAAUGGGAGAAUAUGUUAACCCAACUUUUGAGAGUAAUGAGAACUGUUUAUGAGAAUAAUUAUAUAAAAUUGUGUUUUUAGUAGUUAAAUUAAUUUUUUUAUGUAUAUUUUUAAAUGAAAAUAAUUAGGGACAUUAAACCAUUGUGUACAGAUAGAAUGUUUGCGUUUCUCCUUUCCUUGUUUUUUGUUAUAUACUAACUUUUAUUGUAUGAUAUUUCCUCUUGGCUACAAUUUUUAGACAGCAUUUUAUUUAAUGUUCAUUUGAUAUACGGUGACUUGAAUUAGUUUGUGACCUGUACUAUUGUAUAUCUAUGUACAGUACAUGCUGCAUGGAACAUUUUGUAAGUGCAGCACAGAGAAAAUAUACUUGACUAGAUCU